AAACAUAGCACAGUCAGAGAAGAGGAAGGGCUUCGGCUGAGGGUUUUUUUUUUGUUAGAGAUACGGAGGAGAAAGGAGCGUCUUGCGGACGGGAGCCGUUCAACAUUUGAAGAAAACCCGACUACACGUUCAUAUCUGUCCGUUAUAUAUUGAACUGACUGUCCAUCAGAAAUGGCCCAGGAGACAAACCAGAGCCCAGUGCCCCUGCUGUGUUCCACUGGCUGCGGCUUUUAUGGUAAUGCCAGGACAAACGGAAUGUGCUCUGUCUGCUACAAGGAGCAUCUCACCAGACAGCAGAGUAGUGGAAGAAUGAGCCCCAUGGGCUCAACAGGUAGUGCAACCAGCAGCCCCACGGCAGAUGCUGCAGCCAUCCAAAGACUAGAAUCUACCCUAAGUAACUCAGACGUUUCAUCCAUCUCUGUCGCAGACACAUCUAGAAGUACAUCUGCAGCAUCUCUGCCAGUAACGCAACAAAUGACAGAAAUGAGCAUUUCUCGUGAGGACAAAGUCACAUCGCCAAAGACCGACCCUGUGGAGCCAGUUGUCACCCAGCCCACUCCCUCUACCUCCCACUCGAGCUCUUCAGGUAGUGAUGAUGCCAAGGCCCCAGAAGUUCCUAAAACCAAGAAGAACAGAUGUUUCAUGUGCAGAAAGAAGGUUGGCUUAACAGGCUUUGACUGUCGGUGUGGAAACCUGUUCUGUGGAUUGCACCGUUACUCGGACAAACACAACUGCCCAUAUGAUUACAAGGCGGAAGCGGCUGCCAAAAUCAGGAAGGAGAACCCUGUUGUAGUGGCCGACAAAAUCCAGAGAAUAUAAAGACUCCUGUGUGUGACCUUUGACCUGAACACUGACACAAUGGGCUAGAGGACAUCGUUUGUGUGUGUGUGUGUGUGGGUGGAUUAUUAUUAUUUUAUUUUUUUUUUUUUUUAAAUCACAAUUUUAAAUUCUAUGCUGAUGCAUGAUCGAUCACUUUUCAUAUAAAAUGCAUUUAAAGCACAGACUUGGGCAUGAUGGUUAAAUGUCCUCCCAAAAUUUUCCCAAUGUUAAUUCUUGCAAAAAUUGGUGUUUGUGCCAAAACGGAACCAAAAUGAAUAUGUCUGAACUUGAACAUGUUUUAUUUGGAGGUACCAGACUGGAACUGGAUGUAGGGGAGGGUCUCAUUAGUUCCCUAUAAAAUGGGUGAUGCAAUGGAAAAGGAAGUGCCCCCCUCCCCUUCCUAAAGUAUAUUUAUGGGGUACUGUGGGGAAAACAAGGUGGGUCAUGUGACUCUGUGAUGAAGAUCCAGGUCUUUAGUAUUGUUUUCAAGCUCUCAGUAUCGGAUCAUGGAUGAUAUGCGGCAUUUGAUAUGCUUUCGAAUGAGAUUAACAGUGGCUUGUCACCCCUUCCUCCAAUCCCCUAAACAUGUUUUGUACAAGCUUAGAUGUGUCUGGUUCAGUUAACAUUUAAUGUAAGCCCCCCCCACCCCUCCUGUCUCUGAAAAGUUAUGUUGCAAUAUUGAGCCAUGGGGAGAGUCGUCGUGUGAAAGAUGGAGGGUUAUGUGCACCUUUUAUAGUCUCUUAAUAGCCUUUGUUUAAAAAGAUUAGCCUGAUAUUUAGCCUGCGGUUUCCUGAAAAUGGCACCCAUUUAAAGAAACACUUCCGCGUCAGUCUUCUCAUGUAGUCUUUCCCGGCCAAUAUCUGGCUAGCAUAUAGCUUCCAGCUGUUGUGUUGGUAAAACCGAAUUUAGUUUUCCAUGAGAAUUGUUAACUGUACUAAGGAACAGAGUGGUCUCUUACAGGGCCUUGCUGUCAGUUUAUCUCUAGGUGCUUGAUGUUGUGCUAUGGCUGUAUCAUUUUCUUCAAAACGGAGUAUAGACUAAAUCCUUUGUGCCCAAAUUGGAUAUCAUCAUUUAGAAUACUUUUAAGAAUAUUCCUUACCCGAAUAUAAAAUGACUAUUUUUAAAAGGAGUAUAGCUUGAACUGUUCUUUUCUGUAUUGUCUUCUUUUUGUAGUUUGAGUCUCCCAUUUUUUUAAACCCUAGCUAUGUGAAAACGUCACUAAUUGAAGCCGGCUGUGUACGUUGUCUUGCAGUUAGCUGUUGUGAUGGUGGUUUGAGGCCUGAAAUCACGCCCACUUUGCCUGCUCUUUUUCUUUACCUCCCCUCCCCCUCUCUCCUUGGGUCUUGGAGUGUAGUAUUAAUGAGUGUAUUGCAUGGAUUGCUUAUCUAAGGCAAUGAAAAAUAAUUGAAUUGUAGAAAUUGGCAAUAUACUUCACUAAUGCUUGGUCAAUAUUUUCACCUUUUGUAAUGCGUUUUAAUUCUUUUAUUUUCUAAUGUCUAGAGAUUGUGCUGAUAUGUACGUAUAUAUUCUGUGUAUGUGUACUCAAUGGGUUUAUGAAUUAGGCUGCAGAUCCAAACAUGUACCUUUCGUGCAUACAGGGGUGGAAAGAGCCCUCAUCACAAAUGGAAAUGUGGACCCAGAAUAAAACUGGCUGCUCUGGGUGUCCCAUUCGAGCUGAAUAUUUGUGUGUUUUGAUACACUUCUAAACAUAAUCCAGGGUGAAGCUUAUUGACUUAAGUGGAAGAUGCACUCCUCUCCUCUCCUUUUUCCAGUCCAGGGCUAAUGUGAUGAGUCUGCUCCUCUGGACCCCUGUGAAUUUCUAUACUUAGUCUAAUCUAGCGGUGUGGUAACACAUUGUAUUAUUUUUACAAGUGUCUUUUUUUUUUUUUUGUGUGUGUGUGUUUUUUUUUUUUUUUUUAUUUUUUAUUUAAAGGCAAGUGAGGUAGUCAUUUAAAUUAUGUAUCAUUCAAGUUUUAAUUUUGAACUUAGUUAUGCAAAUUUGUACAAACUUUAUAUUUAUGCAUUACGCCUAAUCUUGUUUCCCCAGCAUUAAUGCAAAAUAUCAUGUAAAUAAACGUCAUGUACAGAGAGACAUUAAA
Messenger RNA from Paramormyrops kingsleyae, 2918 nucleotides. It is a transcript of the gene zfand5a, whose product is annotated as zinc finger, AN1-type domain 5a. Gene Ontology annotation, molecular function: zinc ion binding; DNA binding. The record is from RefSeq and is a predicted model, not a curated record. Lineage: Eukaryota; Metazoa; Chordata; Actinopteri; Osteoglossiformes; Mormyridae.